AUGUCGCACAGCAAGCGCAACACCUCUCUCGCCUUCUUCACCUCCUACGAGCGCGAGCAGCUCAAGUCGACCUGGGGCACCGCGCGCACGCGCCUGACGCGCGAUUCCUUCUUGCCGUUCUCGUCCUGCAAGCUAUGCCUGCUCCCCUCGCGCGACCCCGUCGCCUGCGCGCACGGUGACGUUUUCUGCCGCGAAUGCGCCAUCAACAACCUACUGGCCCAGCGCAAGGAGAUAAAACGGUUAGAGAUUGAGGCCGAGCGCAGGGUCGCGGAGCAGGAAGAAGACAGAGUAAGGCAGGAGGCUGAAGAGGAAAAGAGAGCUGUUGAGGACUUCGAGAGGGUGCAGAUGGGCCUGGAGGCGAAGGGCAUGGGCGGCAAGAUUGUGGGAAGGGAAGGAGGAAAAGUUACCGUUGAGCGAGAGGUCGAGGGUGUUGAUGGGAACAAGGGCGUCAAGAGAAAGUUCGAGUUCGAUGAGGAAGAGGUCAUGAGGGUCGCGCGGGAAGAGCGAAGCAAAGUGCGCAAGGCGCUGAGCGAAGAGAAGCGCGAGGCUAUUUCCAAGUCAACCCUACCCUCCUUCUGGGUUCCGUCGCAAACACCCGACACUAGCACUGCAGACAACGGGUCUUUGCAUGCCAUUAAUAAGCAGGUGAAACUGCAUCCGAUAUGCCCAGGAUCCUCCGACGAAGAGCCCCACGAGUAUUCAUUGAAGACCCUGACAACCUUAAAUUUCACUGAGGAAAAGGACGCAAAGGGCGGUGAUCCGGUGCGCAGCUGUCCGGCCUGUCGCAAAGCGCUCACAAACGCCACCAAGGCAAUGAUGGCAAUACCGUGCGGCCAUGUGCUCUGCAAGCCCUGCACUUCCAAGUUCAUGACACCCCAUGACGAGGCGGAUGCGCACGAUCCCACGGCGGAAUUUGGUGUCAUCAGAUGCUACGUGUGCGAGAUUCCUUUAACGCCGGAGAAGAAGUCGAAGAAAGACAAGGAAGGCAAGAAGAAGGAGAAAGACAAGCUGAAGCCCGGUCUGGUUGAGAUUAAGAGCGAGGGCACAGGCUUUGCAGGUGGCGGAAAGAACAUGGUGCAGAAGCAGGGAGUGGCGUUUCAGUGCUAG
This is a messenger RNA of Lasiodiplodia theobromae, 1107 nucleotides long. RefSeq names its product Ring finger domain-containing protein. Gene Ontology annotation, molecular function: ubiquitin protein ligase activity. Gene Ontology annotation, cellular component: nucleus. Bases 1 to 1107 code for a protein of 368 amino acids. The record is from RefSeq and is a predicted model, not a curated record. NCBI's taxonomy places the organism in Eukaryota, Fungi, Ascomycota, Dothideomycetes, Botryosphaeriales, Botryosphaeriaceae. The transcript is spliced from 3 exons.